CGGUGUUCUUUCGCGCGAGCGGCAUCGCAUAUACGGCACAACCACCUCGGAACUACAACAACCAAUUGCACGCGACGCGCAUACCGGAAAAUCUCCAGUGCACACGGAGAAAUUAGGUAUAUCCCUCUGCAACACCACGCAACAAUCUGCAAACACCGAAUAUCGCUGUAAAACAUGGCGAUUCAAGAGAUCUCUGCGAGGGCUGAGCCGCAGCCAAAGCCUAAGGAGCAACUAGUAGAUGAUUCACAGGAUCAACUCCUCGAUGAGGAGAAGCUCGAGAAAGUGUUUAUUGGUUCGAUCGACCAGGGAACCACAAGUACACGAUUUAUCAUCUUUGAUGGCAUGGGCGAGCCGGUUGCGCAACACCAAAUCGAGUUCACUCAGCACUAUCCACAGUCGGGAUGGCACGAGCAUGAUCCGUAUGAGCUUGUUAGCACUGUUGAGACAUGUAUAGAAAAGGCUACCGGCAUUUUCGAAGACAUGAACUACGACAUCUUAGACAUUAAGGCUGUAGGAAUCACCAACCAGCGCGAAACCACUGUUGUAUGGGACACCAACACUGGUGUGCCGCUCUACAACGCGAUCGCGUGGCCUGACACAAGAACUAAGGGAUUGGUGCGAGAGCUCAAGAACAGGGAGGGAGCGGACGAGUUACUUCAGUUGACUGGACUGCCGCUGUCUACAUAUCCAGCCUCGGUGAAGCUGGUUUGGCUCAUCGAACACGUUGAGGAGGUUCGCAAGGCGUACGAUGAGGGCCGCUUAUCGUUCGGUACCGUCGAUACCUGGAUCUUGUACAACCUGAACGGUGGAAAGGAACGCGAUAUCCACGUCACCGACUGCACGAACGCCUCGCGAACCAUGUUCAUGAACCUGCAUACCGUACAAUACGACGACAAGCUUCUGGACUUCUUCGGACUCGACCGCAAGAAGCUGAAUCUGCCCAAGAUCGUCCCCUCGUCUUCUCCUGAUGCCUUCGGUUCCCUUGCAAGAGGAAUUCUCAAGGGCGUACCGAUAGCAGGCUGCCUGGGUGACCAGUCGUCCGCGUUGGUCGGCCAGCAAGGAUUCACUCCUGGAUCCGCAAAGAACACAUACGGAACCGGUUGCUUCUUGCUGUACAAUGUUGGCGAGAAGCCCGUCAUUUCAACACACGGUCUGCUCGCAACGAUUGCAUACGACUUUGGAGGCAAGCGCAAGCCUGUAUACGCCCUCGAGGGAAGUAUAGCUGUGGCUGGGUCUGGUGUCAAGUUCCUGAUGAACAACAUGGGCUUUAUCACACACUCGCACAAGAUCAGUGACCUGGCAGCGAGCGUUGAGGACAAUGGCGGGUGUGUCUUCGUCACAGCAUUCUCCGGUCUCUUCGCACCCUAUUGGAUCGACGACGCGAAGGGCACAAUCUUCGGCAUCACACAAUUCACAGAACAGGGCCACAUUGCGCGAGCAACACUCGAGGCAACCUGCUUCCAGACCAAGGCAAUUCUCGAUGCCAUGGAGCUGGACUCUGGGCACAAGCUCAACAUGCUGGCUGUUGACGGUGGCAUGAGCAACAGCAACCUCUGCAUGCAGACACAAGCGAACAUUAUCGGCAUCCCCGUCGACCGCCCCGCCAUGCGCGAAACGACCGCGCUUGGAGCCGCUAUUGCCGCUGGGUUUGCCGUCGGCAUAUGGAAGGAGUUUGACGAGCUGAAGGAAAUCAACCAGAAGGACCGCAUGGUCUUCGAGCCCAAUGUCACCCAGGAGGAUGGCGCGAAGAUGUUCAAGAAGUGGAACCGCGCUGUGCAGAUGUGCAAAGGCUGGCUGGACGCUGAUGAGACCAACGGCGAGUUCUCGUAAUCCGUACAUAAUUGAGAGCGUUUAUAUAUCCUAUGCAUAUUUCUACAUCACACCACGAUCAGAGCAGCCACGACAACUCAUACGAUGCAUGCAUCUACGUGCUACGCUGGAGGAUUGCAGUACUGACAGAUACAUGUGCUUGACACUGC
Boeremia exigua is the source of this 1979-nucleotide messenger RNA. RefSeq lists its product as uncharacterized. Gene Ontology annotation, molecular function: glycerol kinase activity. Lineage: Eukaryota; Fungi; Ascomycota; Dothideomycetes; Pleosporales; Didymellaceae. The coding region runs from base 175 to 1830 and encodes 551 amino acids. The record is from RefSeq and is a predicted model, not a curated record. Gene Ontology annotation, cellular component: mitochondrion. The transcript has 4 exons. Gene Ontology annotation, biological process: glycerol-3-phosphate biosynthetic process; triglyceride metabolic process; glycerol metabolic process.